GCUAGAUAUUGCCACAAUUAAGAGACCUCACUUCAGUUCCUUACCGAAAUCUCGAAAAAAAGAAAAAAUGGCUGAGAGCAUCCUGCCCAUUGCAGAGAUGUUGAUCAAGCUGGUACUUAAGGAAGCCGCAUUUCUCCAUGGAGUGAAGGAAGAGGUGGAAUCUCUUGCAGAGAAACUCAAGGACAUUGGUUACACUUUAAGUAAGUUUGAUGUCAUGAUCGACAAAGAAGAAGAAUUCGAUAAAUGGGUGGGCCAACUCAGAGACUUGGCCUUUAAGGCUGAGGAUGUUAUAGAAGUCUUCGUCAACAAUGCAACGCCAUAUGAUGGGUGCGAUGUUUUCCUGCUGAUCAUGGGGUGCUUCUGCCAAAUUAUAACUCUCCACAAAUUGAAAGACGAAAUCAACAAUAUCAACAUGAAGCUAGAGAAACUUCCAAGGGGAAGCUCACUGGUCACGGUUCUGGGUUCAAAGGAUGGUGAAACUUCCAUCCCUCAUCAUCAGGAAGAAGACCAGCCGGCAUCAAGCAGAUGGGACGAAGACGAUGAUAUCGUCGGCUUUCAAGAGGAAGCAAACAAAUUGGCGUUGUCGUUGACAGAGGAAGAAUCAGGAGCAAAGGUCGUUGUUGUCUCCAUUUGGGCUCAGGCUGGAGCAGGUAAGACUGCCCUUGCUCGAAAUAUUUACAAGAGAAGUGACGUUAAGAGUCAGUUCGAUUGUGUUGCAUGGGUUUCUGUUUCCCAAGAUUGCAAGGUAAAAGAUGUUUGGCAAGCCAUACUGAAACAAGUUAAGAAGCUCAAAGAAAAUCAAGAAAAGGAGUUACAACUGAAGAAGAAUGUCGAGUUGCGGGAUAUGGUGUUUCACUAUUUACAAGGAAAGAACUACCUGGUUGUAUUGGAUGAUUUAUGGAAGCAAGAAGAUUGGGAGAUCAUAAGCAAGGCCUUCCCAAAGUCACCCAAAAAGAAAUGCAGGGUUUUAAUUACAACUCGCAUCAAAGAAGUAGCAUGUGGUGCUGACCCAUUAGCUGAUCCGAAAAACCUAAGGGCUUUGAAUGAGGUGCAGAGUUUGGAGCUAUUCUUAAAGAAGGUAUACCAAUGUUCCUCGGAUAGAAUACCUAGUCUCUCCAGGGGAAUGAAGGAUUUGGCGAGGGAAAUGGUUGCAAAAUGUGAGGGACUUCCAAUUGCAAUUGUGCUUCUGGGAGGCUUCUUAUCCGUAAAAUCGAAGGAUAUAUUUGAGUGGACCAACAUGCUUGAAAAGGUCCAUUCAAAUCUGGCGGAAUCAAGAAUCCUCCGAAAGGUAUUUGCUCUGAGCUAUAAUGAAUUGCCGUAUUUCUUGAAACCAUGUUUCCUUUAUUUUGGACUUUUCCCAGAGGAUAGCGUGAUCGAAUGUGACAAAUUGAUUCGACUAUGGGUUGCUGAGGGGUUUUUGAAGCAGCGAGAUAAUCAAACGAUGGAAGAUGUGGGUAGAGACUUCCUUAUGGAAUUAAUCCAAAGAAGCAUGAUCCAAGUUGUCGAAUGCAAAUCAAAUGGGGCUCCUCAAACAUGUCGUACUCAUCAUAUCGUCCGAUCUUUAGCUAUAAGAGAAGCCAAAAAUGCUAAAUUUUCUAGAAUUUCCAUGGAGAGACAUCAGUUGGGAUCCGUGGAAGGUAGUCGUCGAAUCGCCCUACAUUCUAAAGAUGUUGUUGAGAUCCAUAUGGGUACGUCUUCGUCUUCUUUUCCUUUUCAAUCCAACUCCUUGCUGACUUCUUCCAGGAUAGGACCUUCCGUCGUUAUUGAGGAAGCAGAAAAUGAUGACUUCGUGGGCUGUCAAAAGAAUAAAGAUCAACUGGCAUCGUUGUUGACACAGGAAGAACCCCUGGGACGGCUUGCUGCCGUUUCUAUUGUGGGUAUAAGGGGAAUAGGUAAAACGACUCUUGCACAUAAAGUUUAUGAUCAAAAUGAUGUUAAAUUUCAUUUUGAUUGUCGUGCGUGGGUAUGUGUCUCUUAUAACGACUAUGUGGUAAAUGAUAUUCUGAAGACAAUAUUGCAACAAGUUAAACCGCUCACAGAUGCAGAGUCAAAACUUGAGGACGAGGAAGAGUUGCUAAGUAUGCUUCACAAUCAUUUGAAAAGCCAGAGCCGUUACCUGAUCGUAUUGGACAAUGUAAGGAGGCAAGAAGAUUGGGAUGUCAUAGAAAAGGUCUUCCCGAAGCCAGUCGACCGCCAGAAAUGCAGAGUGUUAGUCACGACUCGCGAUUCAUCUAUAGCUCAUUAUAUCGAUCCUUCAGGUAUUUCUCUUGAACCACAUGUUUUGAAAGAGGAGGAAAGUUUGACGCUCUUCCAGCAGACGAUCUUCAAGUACUCAAAAGAUGAAAUACCAGAACAGAUGAUGGACAUAGCACGAGAAUUGGUUAAGUUAUGUGAUGGACUCCCACUUGGAAUUGUGGUUCUAGGACGUCUCUUAUCUGCAAAAACAAAGGAUGUUUCUGUGUGGCUUGAUGUACUCGAACUUUUGCGUGCACAAGGUAAUAUCAAUCGUUCACUUGCCUUAUAUACCAAGGACAAUGAGCUCACCCAUGAGGGUAGUAGUACAUCUACCGCUACUACUAAUCCUUCCCCACCCCCAAAAACUUUUAGUUUGACACAAGAUAUCCUUUCUUUUUUCGAUCCCUUCAAUUUUCCAAACCAUGUCUACUCCUUGAUGUGUUUCUCCAAAAACCCCCGUGAGUUUCCUCCCUUUGAUCAACAGUUCCCUUUGCUUAGAGUACUCGAUCUAGAAGGUGCAAAAAAUAUUAUUGAAGUACCUAAUGAAAUUAUGAAUCUCAACCUUCUCAAGUACUUGAACUUACGCGGCACCCGCGUAGAACUGAUUCCAUCUUGGAUAGGUAACCUCCGCAACUUACUGACAUUGGAUGCACCUGGUUCCAAGAUUCCCAUUGACAUAUUGAAACUAAAUCAGUUGAGGCAUCUUUUCGCCCAUUCCUUUUCCGCUACCCAAAAUAUGUGCUGUCCAGAUUCAUCUUCUUCUUCUUCCUCUGUGUCUCUGUGCAUUGAUGUUCUUGAGCAUUUAGAAACAUUGGAACUAGACGAUGUAGGAGGCCAUUGGAAAAUUAGUGGCCUUUACAAGUUGACCUAUCUUAGAGUCCUGAGGUUACGUCGUGGUGGUGACUGCUCUCUGCUCAGGGCCAUAGCCUGUUUGAAGCGCCUGAAGGUCUUCAGCUUAACACAAGCAGUGGCAUCAUCAUCUCCCGUACAUUUGCAAUCAUUGUCGAGACACAAGGAUCUCUAUGAAAUGGUAGUGGAGGGAAUAUUUACUGAAGCCAAUGAUUUGCAAUUGCCACCUUUUCUCACUUACUUGUGGUUGGAAAAUUCUAAUUGGGUGGACCCAUUCUUCCCUGAUCUGCAAAAACUAGGUCUCCUAAAGAAGCUUUGCUUGCGACUGUCCCUUUCCAAGGGCAAGUCCGACGAUCCAAUAACUUUCUCUGCGGGAGGGUUUCCAAAACUCGAGUAUUUAUAUAUUAGAGUUGAUUUCGUGCUUCAAAAUUGGAUAGUGGAGGAAGGAGCAUUGCCUAGCUUGAGGCUUUUGCAUAUUGAAGGAAACUACAUGUUAGGAGAGCUUCCAGCUGGGCUGAGACAUAUCAAUACCCUGAAGGAACUUAUCAUAACAAAGGGGUACGAUGUGAGAAACAGCCUGAUGUAUGGUGGAAAAGAAUGGGAAAAAGUCAGAGACUUAAACCCUUCUAUCAAAUAUUUGGAUGAGAGCUCUAUGAGGCCUUGACAUGGAAACCGCCCGUGGUUUAGAUAAUUACAUCUGAGGAGCAUUGCGUUGGAGAAACACCAGUUCUGUACCUACUUGGUUUCUUUCUUUUGCCACAAAUGAUCGUCAUGAAAGGACUCAACUUAAUGGAGAUUGAUUUGAGUAAAAGAUUAGGCACACAGUGGGUUACUAUCUCCUCUCAAUUUCUAAUUCCUGCUUCCACCCUUAUUCUCCUCUAAUGAUCUAAUAUAUGAGUUUUCUUUCCCCUUUUUCUUGAAAAGGCUUGGAGAAUAAUGAAUGUACAACAUCUUAUGAGUUUUAUGUCUCACUUUUCUGCUUUCUUGUUGUCCAGUUGUGUUUGCACACAGUGUGUUACUAUGUCCUCUCCUUUGUGAGUGCUUUAUAUAGUUACUGAUUAAUGAAUAAGGGUAAGGUUAUUUGUCUUUCUCA
Molecule: messenger RNA, 4177 nt
Organism: Macadamia integrifolia
Lineage: Eukaryota; Viridiplantae; Streptophyta; Magnoliopsida; Proteales; Proteaceae
Product: probable disease resistance RPP8-like protein 2
Exons: 2
Coding region: 68-3748 (1226 amino acids)
Biological process (GO): defense response to other organism
Molecular function (GO): ADP binding
Source: RefSeq, a predicted model, not a curated record